This is a messenger RNA of Vitrella brassicaformis, 1606 nucleotides long. NCBI's taxonomy places the organism in Eukaryota, Vitrellaceae. The record is from the annotation of a GenBank genome assembly.
AUGCGCUCCCUGAAACCGCCGCCAAAGGAAAAUGCGAAGAUGAGCGCCGCAGGAUGGCUCGCUACACUCGCACUUGCUGUGGCGACUCAUCACCUAUCGUCGAAUAUUCCACGAUGCGUCGGGUUCCUUCCCGCUCGGCCCUCAUCUCCCUUCUCGCAUCUGAUUCAUCACAGACGCCUCAGGAAUGAGCAACCGCAUCGUAAGGAAGCACUGAGCAGGCGGCCACCCUGGCAGAUGACCACCGAGCCCUCUUCGGUGACCCUUUACUCGCCCGCCAAGAUCAACUUGUUUCUGCGCAUCCUGGGCCGCAGGGCGGAUGGUUAUCAUGACCUGGCGUCACUCUUUCAGACCGUCGACCUCUGCGACAGACUGACGUUCUCUAUCUGCGAAGAGGGGGACGACGUGCUGACCUGCACCGACCCCUCUGUGCCGACGGACGGCUCCAACCUGAUCCUCAAGGCCAUCGACCUCUUUCGCGCCAAGACCAGGUCUGCGCAGAUGUGGAGAGAUCCAUGCCUAUGCGCAUCCCUUUGUGAAUCUCUCUGUGUGCGUCUGUGACUGACAGGUCCGAUAAGAGGUUCCGAGUUCACCUGGAGAAGAACAUCCCCAAUCAGGCUGGUUUGGGCGGCGGCUCCGGCAACGCGGCAACAGCCCUGGUGGCCGCCAAUUGGCUGUGUGGGAGAGAUGAGGACGAGCGGCGGUCGAUGGACGAGUUGAGAGAGUGGUCGGGGGAGAUUGGGAGUGACAUCACGUUCUUUCUAAGCAACGGGGUGGCCUACUGCACGGGCAGGGGCGAGCUGAUCCGGCCGCUGGAGCCGCUUCCGAACCCGCCAAGCACCGUGUACAUUGUCAAGCCCAAUCAGGUGCAUGCAAUCACACACGCAUACCGACGCACACGACGCCUGGCCACUUCGUUCCUUUAUGCAGGGUCUGUCGACAGCCUUGGUGUACCGUUCCCUUGAUCUGUCGGCGCUGCAUCCCUCGUCCCCCUCCUCUCUCCUGUCCCUCUUCCAGUCGGGUGGCGUGAUGGCUGCCGCUGACCAGGGGGCCCUCGUCAAUGACCUGGAGCCUCCCGCAUUCGCCAACUACGGUGAGUUGCGGGAGCUCAAGGGCGACCUGGAGGGCGUGUUCGGUGCUGGCCGCGUCAUGAUGAGCGGCAGCGGGACGGCCGUGUUUGGGCUGGACGAUAGAGACGGAGAGGGGGACAGGGAGGCGGCCCUCAGAGAAAUCAAAGAGAGGAGGUAAGCACGUGGCAGAUAUGUGGAUAUCCUGGAGCAGUCAUGGCACCUUCUCUGGGCUGUAUUUCUCUCUGUGUGCAGGCGCGAGAUGGGUCUCCGCAUCUUUGCGUGUCACUUUCUGGACAGGGGUGGCCCCUCACAAGAACAAGCUUCGUCGACCACUCUCGAGUGGUACCAGCCGUCCGAUCCUCUGAGUUGGACACCGACACCACGAGAACUACACGGACUGAAGCCUUGACUGUCUGCCAAACGAGGGCUUGUGUGUGUGAUGAUGGAGCCAGGCAAGGGCCCCUGACUGAAUUGGUCAGGUUUUUCGUUCAUGGUGGAUGAGAGAAGCGUCGGUAGACAUUCUAUCUGGGUGCGUGGGG